GUAUUCCAUGUGAUGAAGCUUGGUAAAGGGCAAAAUAUAACAGCUAUGGCUCUGAACAUAGACAAUACUAACCUCUUAGUUUCCACUGAAGAUAAACAGUUGAUCAUCUUCACCAGCCCAUCUAAUCAAAUUGCUUCAAAUUGAACUCGAAGGUGGUGGAUCAGACAGUGAAACUUGGAUCGGAAUAACAUUGUAUUCAAUCAAAACCUUUCGUGUACCUGAAAAGGUGAGGUAUAAGCAUGAUGAACACAUCCUUACUCUUUUUUAUGGAGAUCAAGAGGCAAGUGCGGCCAAUCAUAAUUGGUGCGAGAUAUGUGAGAGGAAAAUAAAGACAAGCCAACGGUUCUAUACGUGUGAUGAAUGUUGUGUUAUUGAAUGUUUACUUGGAAAAGACAUGCACUCAAGCUUUCGUUCAUAUUCGUCCGGUCCUAGCAAGAUUGAUAUUCUACCCAACAAUCGGAUGACUCGACCGAUAUGCUCCACAUGCCACCAACGUUGUCAACAAAAGAUGGUCUUCCAACGUUUUGGAUCCAAGCAAUGUUCCUUUAAAUGUAUGGGAAGAUAUCGUCCUAGCUAAUAAGAAUGUAUAUUAGUUUAAUGGCUAUUUUCAUCUUAAGUAUUUUUUGUAUAUUGUGGCUUGUUGGUUAUUGAGCUAUUGAUAAAAGUUAUCUAUGUUGGAGAUAUCCUUUUAUCUGUCAGUUUAUUAUAUGAACAUAACAACUGGGAUAAUAUAUAUCACAAGACACAAGACACAACAAUUGAUCGGUGUUAUACAUGGGGAUGAAGAAGACAACACUCAGUGCAGAAUAUAACAACUAUAGCUCUGAACAUAUAACAAACCUCUUAGUUUCCACUAAAGAUAGACAGUUGAUAAUCUUCACCAACUCAGAUGUAAGUUUUUGUCACCAAACAAAAGUAGAUGCUUAUUCAACAAAAGAUGGUCUUCAUUAGUUGCUACCAUUUUUAUUACUAGAUAAAAUCAAUUACAACGCUUGGAUUAGCUUUCACAUGUUUGUUUCGGAGUGUUGUGUAAAUGAUAAAAUCAGUUAGUUGCUACCAUUUUUAUUACUACAACGCUUGGAUUAGCUUACAACUUUAUUAGGUGAGCCAAAAGUUCUUGGUAUGAUACUUACAAACUAGAUGGUUACAUGGGAUAAGUACAUUAGAAACACAUACGUUGAUUAGUCUAAUCAAUAUAACUAUAAACUAACAACUUUUAUGGAUAAUGUUACUAUUCCCACACAACCGACACAAUUUUUACGUCCCAAGUUAAAUAAAACUCAUCAUUGUAAGCAGUACCAGCUACAGAAAUCACCCACAUUCUAUGGUAAAUAUUUUGCCAUUUAUGAUACUUGCUUCAUGCUUUUACAAACUUUAGCUUAUGUUUGAUGCAUGGUACCCAUCAUCUCUUUGUUUGUGGUAGACAAAGCUAACUCUAAGAAUAGCUAUAAAUAGUAGAGAAUAUAGGCAUAGAAUAAUAACAGCUUUGAUCAUUUUGAAGCAUGCUAAUAAUUCUAGAUGUUGACUUGUUACUCCAAUUUGCCAUUUAGUCUUUAGUAGUAUUAGCUUCUUCAUCAUAUUCUUUAAUAUAUUUUUUUUGGUUUCAUCUCAAGAAAAUAUCAACACAAGAAAUGAGUAAGAAUUUUUAGUGGUCCUAGUCUUUAGCCUCAUCAAUUACGUUUUUUCCUCUAUUCAUAUCACAUGAUUAUAUAAAUUUUUAUAUAGGAACUAUUGAUAUAUACAGAGGUCUCUUAGGAAUCAAGGUUCUUAUCUCUUAAAAUUCUGGCCCCAAUUAUGAGAAAAGAUGCCAAUGUGCUGCCGCCAGGGAUCAGAGACCUCGACCUUGGCAUGGGUUUGGUAGGAAGUUAAAAGAGUGUUUUUAUAUAAUUCUGUUUUUACAUUAGAAACAUCAAUCAAUUACAUAGAUACUAUUGGUAAAUUAAAAUUACUAUAAAUAGUUAGGUGUUUGAGAUUAUUUUUGGUCCUGCUAAUCAGUCUAAAAAGACAAAUAAUGAGGUCUUCAAAUUGUUUAAUAUAUUUGGCUUUAAUCAUAGUGAAGUAUUUUUGGCCAAGCAAUUGAUAAUCACUUAGACAAAUAGACCAAUAAAUUAAUAAAAUUUUAUUCUAAUUGAUUUAAUGUAUUAUAUAAAAACCGAAUAAAUCAAAAUUUACUGAAAUCUUAUAUGUUUAGUGUUAUAUAUAUAUAUAUAUAUAUAUACAUUCAGAAUGUAUAAAAUGUGUUAUUAAAUAAAAUUAUAUAUAUAUAUAAUUUUAAAUGUUAACUAUUCAAAAUUUCAAAUUAAGACAAAAUAAAAUGAAAAAUUAUAAACUUGACGAAAUAAAAUUAUUUCUUGUAAUUUUAAAUUUUAAAUAAUGAAUAAAAUUGAAGUUCGAAAGUACGAACUCAAAUCAAAUUAUAAAUAUUUUUUAUUUAUAAAUAAAAUAAUAUUAUUUGAGCAUAAAAUCACCUAAUAUAACUAAAACAAGAAAGAAAGAAAAAUCAAAUUCUAGUACAUACUUUUGUUACCUUUCUCUUGUCUGUUACAAUACAAGUAAACAAUAUGUGUGAAACUGAAUGACUUGGCUAUCGUUAUGGUCUAUUUAGUAUGUACCUCAACUGUUAGAGGAACCUCACUGGUAAAGUCUCCUCUAUGAGUAUUAUCAUUUUGCGGAAUAAGACGAGAAGAAGAUGUGUCUGAGAUCUUCAGAAUCAUUCCCAGACACACGCAAGAUGACAUCAGCUUCGCGCCACAACAAACGCAAACCUAAGACACAAACCCAUCUCCGUGUCCUUAGUCUCUCCAGGAGGAGAAGAAUGCUGAGGGCAGAGAAGGAGAUGGAGAUGGAGAUGAGAAACAUGAAGCUCUUUCUAGAGAAUCAAAGCAUUAGACGAGAGAACGAAGCUCUAAAGAAGAAAGCACUUCUUCUCCACCAAGAAAACAAUGCUCUCUUCUCUCUGCUUCAUCCAUAACUCUCCCCUGUUUCAUCCUUCCCUUAAGUGAUCUUCAUGAAACAUGUUUCUUUAUUACUUUUUUUCUCUCGUCUUAUCUACUAAAAUAAAGAAACCUCAGGCUUUGGACCCAAGUUCCAGCCUAAUUUCAUAUAUGCACUAAGUAUUAAUAUAUAUUAUAUAUCCAUGAUCAUCAUGUUCUUUUA
Brassica rapa (field mustard) is the source of this 3156-nucleotide messenger RNA. Its product is annotated as protein LITTLE ZIPPER 2. The record is from RefSeq and is a predicted model, not a curated record. Lineage: Eukaryota; Viridiplantae; Streptophyta; Magnoliopsida; Brassicales; Brassicaceae.